UUAUUAAUCAUCCAAUAAUUAAUAAACCAAAUAAAUUAAAUCUUUAAUAAUUUACACUCUUUAAUUUAGACAUCAGACAUUACAAUUUAUUGUUAUGCUGUAUUAAAUAUUAAUACUAUAGGAGAUACAUUGUGUUUAAUUAAAAAUAUAUGUCAAUAUAAUAUAAAUAAAUAAAUAUAUAUGCAAUGUCUGUCACCAAGUCUUAUACAAACCGGUUAAAAAGUGAUGUGAAAUGUAUGCUGGAAAAUUUUGAAGGUAUUGUAAAACUGUGCAAGACUGAUGAUGAUCAAACACAAAUUUCUAAAGCUACCCGAAGCGAAUUAAUAGCAUUUGAAAUGGAAGUCAGAGCAGCCAACAUUGUUCGUGCUGGGGAGUCGCUUUUGAAACUAGUUUCAGAUAUGAAGCAAUAUCUUAUAUUAAAUGAUUUCCCAUCAGUCAAUGAAGCUAUUGCUCAAAAUUCAAAACUUUUUCGCACCAAACAAGUGGAAUGCGAUCGCAAACUAACAAGUCUAGUUGAUGAUAUGUCAACAGAAUUGUAUGAACUCGAAGAAGAAUAUUAUACAUCAAAUUAUAAAUAAAGAAUUGCAAUAAUGAAAUUAAUGAACAGAAUUCUACAGUCUACAUUUUUUAUAUAAAUCAAAUCAAGAUAAGAAGUGCUGAACAUUGGAUUUAAACAGACAAACACAAAUAAUUACUCGAAUAUACAGAGUUAAUAAAAAACAUAAAUCAAAUGCCAAAUUAAUUGUAAUGUAGUUCAGGAUACAACAGUUUAAAAUUUUUAAAUGCAGAUUCUUGUAAAAUUGUCAUGAGUAUAUAAUUGAUAUAAUUAUAUUAUUAUUAUUAUAUUA
Molecule: messenger RNA, 848 nt
Organism: Myzus persicae (green peach aphid)
Lineage: Eukaryota; Metazoa; Arthropoda; Insecta; Hemiptera; Aphididae
Product: mediator of RNA polymerase II transcription subunit 22-like
Exons: 4
Coding region: 186-578 (130 amino acids)
Biological process (GO): regulation of transcription by RNA polymerase II
Cellular component (GO): mediator complex
Molecular function (GO): transcription coregulator activity
Source: RefSeq, a predicted model, not a curated record